AUGUCGGAAGAUGUUGUUUCAGAACAAAAAGUCUUUAUGAUGGACUUUUGUGUUGCAGACAAUAACAGCCAAGUGUUUGUCAAUGGAAAAGUUUGCAAGGAUCCAAAGUUGGCUACUGCAAAGCACUUUUUCUUUCCUGGUCUCGACGAGCCUGGCAACACAAGCAACCCUCUAGGCUCCAAGGUUACCCCGGUGUUUGUAAUGCAACUUUCAGGGCUCAACACUCUGGGCGUCUCCAUUGCGCGUAUCGACUUUGCUCCCAGGGGCCAAAACCCUCCCCACACGCACCCACGUGCCUCUGAGAUCCUCACUGUCUUGGAAGGGACUCUAUACGUUGGCUUCGUGACCAGCAACCCCGAUAACAGUUUGAUUAACAGGACGUUGAAUAAGGGAGAUAUCUUAGCGAUCCCGCAAGGCUUCAUUCACUACCAGCAAAAUGUGGGUUCUGGCAAUGCUGUGGCCGUAGCAGCUUUCGAUAGCCAGGAUCCAGGGGUGAUAACCAUAACUAAUGCUGGGUUUGGAGCCAACCCGCCUAUCUCUGAUGCUGUUCCUACAAAGGCCUUCCAAAUAGAUAAAAAAUUGGUGGAUAAACUCCAAUCCAGCUUCUGGAUGGAUAAUAACUAA
Molecule: messenger RNA, 624 nt
Organism: Amborella trichopoda
Lineage: Eukaryota; Viridiplantae; Streptophyta; Magnoliopsida; Amborellales; Amborellaceae
Source: RefSeq, a predicted model, not a curated record